This is a messenger RNA of Gadus chalcogrammus (walleye pollock), 4214 nucleotides long. RefSeq names its product coiled-coil domain containing 30 (gene ccdc30). The coding region runs from base 405 to 4214 and encodes 1269 amino acids. NCBI's taxonomy places the organism in Eukaryota, Metazoa, Chordata, Actinopteri, Gadiformes, Gadidae. The transcript is spliced from 30 exons. The record is from RefSeq and is a predicted model, not a curated record.
AUUAUUUUCGCCACGCCUGUUCUCACCGCUGCCACCCGUUACCAGAGAAGCGUAGCUACGGCUAGCGACGUAGCCGUGGAGCGUCAACCAAAUCAACUCUUGGUUGACCAAGUUUGCUCACCAGCCAGCGGAUGCUUACAGUUUUCUAACGCGGUGUCUUCCUGGCUGUCGUAUAAUAUCAUGUGAGCUACAUAAAAUAGUAAUGGAGGAACUUGGACAUGUAUUGGACAUGUUGGACUUUUGAAGAUCUGUACAUCAUUAAAAAAUGUUCUUCAAACGAAUGGACAUCCUGAACGAUGCCAUAUAGUGGACCUAUAGAAGUCUAUAUGAGAUCUUUGUUCUUGCUCUUGAGGAAAAGUUUCAACAUCGAACAGAUGCCUCCUCCUCAAACCUAAUGUGUGACCAUGGAACAUGAAGAGGUGCGGACGGAGCUGGACCGGAUCGCUGCGCGGCUGCAGGACGAUGGCCUGGCCCCGGCGGCGGGCGCCGAGGAGCGGCAGUGCCACCUGUGGCGGGAGCUGGUGGGCAGCGAGGGGAAGCUGCUGGCCUCCUCCCAGGAGCUGCGGGCCCUGCGCACGCAGCAGGCCGGCGAGAUGAAGGAGGUGGAGAGCUACGUGGAGCACAUCAGGGGUCUGCUGGAGGAGAGGGAGAUGCUGACAACGGAGUACGAGAGAGACAACGAGCAGCUGCGCCUGGAGCUCAAACAGAGCCGGCUCCUGCACGAGAACCAGAGCAAGGAGCUGGUGGAGCUGCUGUCCCAGGAGGGGCUGGGGGACGUGGGCCUGAGCAGCCCCAGCGAGCAGGUGGCCUACCUGCUGGUGGAGAGGGCCACGCUGCUGGAGAGGCUGGAGGUGGCCGAGAGGAGGCUGGACUCCCAGAGCCUCACCGGCAGCCUGAGGGAGGUCCACCUGCAGGAGGAGGUUGAGCACGUCCGCCGCACUUUGGGUCAGGAGCUGCUGAAGACCAGAGACAACAUGACAAAGUGUUCGAGUCAGAGCACCUGGAGGAAGCUGUUUGGUCCCAGAAGAUCCUCUGCUCAGAGCAGGCUCACUAGCGUCCCCCUCCACGAGGAGGAGGUGUCCCAGGAGAGGGGAGGGCGCCAGGGCCUGGAGCGGGACCUGGAGGAGGCGUCCCGGCGGCUGGCCAUGGCCCACCAGGACAUCCGCAGGCUCACCGCAGAGCUGGACGCCGCCAGGAAGAACCAGCAGGACCCCGACGGCGACGGCAGCCUGGGACUCGGCGGAGCUGAGCUGGAGCGAACAGAACAGGAAGUGGAAAACCUGAGGAAGGAAGUGGACAAACUGAAGCACUGUGACAUGGUGGAGCUGCAGAAGGCCAGAGACCAAAACGAAAGGCUGGACGGGGAGAUACGUGUUCUGAGGGAGAGGGUACGAGCGUUAGACACCGAGAAGAAAACCCUCCUGGACAAGCUGGCACAGCAGGAGCUAGAGCAAGCUUCCUCUGUCAAACCACAGCCACAAGGAGAGGGGAAGGGGAGAAGUGGAGAGCUUCAGAGCAAUGUGGCCCCCUUGUGGAAUGAGGAGGAGCAUGUCCACAAACGGUGUCGCGAGGCGGUGGAGGACGGCCGUGUGCAGCUGCGGGAGCUGCAGCGGCGGCUGCAGAAGCAGCGGGCUGACCAGGAGGAGCUGGUGGAGAGGAACGAGGAGCUGGAGGCCCUGGUGGGGGAGGCGCAGAACGCCAGCAAGGAGGAGCGGCAGCGGCACGACGGGGAGCUGGAAGGCCUGCGCAGGAAGAUUAAAAGCCUGGAGGUAGAGCUGAAGAAGCAGUUUGCCCAGGACAGGCUUCUGAAAAACGUAGAGGAGAGCAAAGAGUCGGAGCCCUACUUUCAGCCGCUGAGAGGCGUGGGCAGCAGCCAGGAGCGGGUGUCCCUGUUGGAGGCGCGGCUGACGGAGGAGAAGGACUGGAGGAAGCAGCUGGAGGUGGACCUCACCUCCGCCCAGGGAGCCCUGAAGAAGGACAAGGAGGCCCUGCAGAUGGGCGAGCGGGAGCUGAAGAAGCUGAGGAUGGAGGUGAACAGUCUGCAGACCGAGUGUCAGCAGGGGAAGACCCUCAUCAAGAGCCUCACGCAGGUCAAGGGAGAGAAGGCCGUGCUGGAGGAAAAGUUGGCCCAGUUGGAGCGCACUCACGCCCGCCUGCAGGGCGAGUUGGAGCGCCAGAGGGAGAGUGGUGGGGCCAAGGAGGACCUGAGGGAGAGCAGGGCGGAGGUGGAGCAGCUCAGGGACCAGACGUACCGGCUGACCUCUGAGCUGGCCAGCCUGAGGACGGCCCACGACGCUCUGAGAGAGGAGCUGGGGACCGAGAAGCUCCAGAGCAGCGGGCUCCAGGCGGACCUCCGCUCCGGGGCCCAGGAGACGCUGUCGGCCCAGGGGGAGAGGGACAGGCUGGGCCUGGAGGUCCAGCAGCUCCAGCAGCGCCUGGAGCUGCAGCUGGAGGAGCAUCAUGCCUCCGCGAGGAGCAGCAGCCAGGAGCCCCUGACCAAACCUAGUCCCGGGGGUCCAGUGGAGCAGCUGCCCAGCGUGAAGCGGGACCCGGCUGGCCUGCAGGCCGACCUGGAGGAGGAGAGACGGCUGUCCGCCCGCCGCCAGCUGGCCCUGCAGGCCCAGGCGACUGAAGCCCAGGCCCGUGCCAAGUCUCAGGACAUGGUCCUGGGCCAGAAGGCGGAGGAGGCCCGGCAGCUGAAGCAGGACCUCCAGAGGGUCCAGAGUCUGUUCACCUCGGCAGAGCGGGAGCUGCGCUACGAGAGGGAGAAGAACGUGGACCUGAAGAGGCACAACGUGCUGCUGGACCAGGAGAAACUCAAGCUGUGUGCAGAGGUGAAGCAGAGCGCGGCCCGGUUGCUGCAGGUGGAGCAGAAGGUGCAGGGUCUGGGCAGCGAGUGCGAGCGCCAGCAGCAGAGGAUCCGGGAGCAGGAGCUGGAGCUGGCUCGAAGCUCCACCACCCGCAGUACCACCAGCAGCCUGCAGGAGGAGCUGCAGGCAGAGAGGGCUCGCCUCAUCGCCGCGGACAAGAAGGUGAUGGAGCUGCAGCAGCAGCUGAAGAACUCGCAGCAUCAACUACGAAUGGAGGAGGCUCGCUCCGGGGAGAGCAGCCGGCUGGAGAGAGACACCCGGGACCUGACGGACAGCCUGUCCUCCCUGAGGGCCCAGCACCACGAGGACCACAUCACCAGGAAGCUCCUGGAGCAGCGGGAGGAGGAGCUGCGGCAGCAGGUGCGCUCCCUGAGGCAGAAGGAGGCGUCGCUGGGCAGGAGCAACUCGGAGCUGGGCCUGAAGAGCCAGCAGCUGGAGAGCCGCCUGACGCUCCUGGAGGAGGAGCUCAGCCAGGCCCGCGAGGAGCAGAGGGAGGCGCAGAGCACCAACCAUCAGCUGCAGGAGGAGCUGCUGUCCAGCCAGCAGGAGACAGACAAGUUGCAAGGAGAGAUACAGCUGGUCCUGCUACAGCUGGACACACACGUCAGGAGGCACAACGAGAAGCAGGAGCAGCAGCGUAGCAAGCUGCGGCAGGCCCGGCAGGCCUGCCUGAAGGCCACAGGGCAGCGGGACCGCACCAUCCAGAGGCUGGAGAACGACCUGGAGCUGGCCUCCAGCCUCUCCCUCAAGGAGAAGGAGUCGGUGCGUACGGUGAUGGCUGAGAAUGAGAAGCUGUUGGUGGAGAAGAGGGACCUGCUGCGGAGGAUGAGCGAGGCUGAGGACCUGGGCAGCGCUGGCAUGCGUACCGCUUCCACUGUGCAGCACAGGGUCAACGGCCUGGAGCAGGAGAACCGACAGCUGCAGGACAGGACGCUGAAGCUGUCCAAUCAAGUGAGCUGCUUGGAGCGGGCCCUGAGGAACGUCCAAUCGUUCUGCAGUCUGGAGCACGAGGUGAGGAAGAUGUUACCCUCCGAGGGUCUGACCAUGGACAGCAUGCUCCAGUCCUCAAGUCUCAGCCUGACCUCCGGCGGCUGCGACCCCCUUGGGAUCCUGGACGCCAUCUGCCGGGUCAAGGGGGAGGGUCCCCGCGUCGCCCCGCCCAGCGCGCCCCAGUUCCAGCCCUCGGAGCUGGGCUACCUGAACGUCACGUCCCCCGGCCCCGGGGGUCUGGCGGAGACCCGGCACAGUGCAGAGCGUGACCAGCCCUUUAGUGUGAAGGAGAAGACGGAGGAAGAGAUGGGCAUAGAGGGCACAAUUGACAAUAAAUUGCCCACAGUGCAGUGA